GCACAAUAUCAGCUAACGUCAGGGCUUUGCUGUUACGAUGACUUUGUGUUUUCUACUCAUCAAAUAGCAAUUGAAGUGUAGUUGAAGCAGAGCUUAGUUGUUUUACAAAUUCAAUAACAAAAUGGGUCAAAACCAGUCGGGUGGUGGAGGAGGUGGCGAUAAAAAGGAUGACAAGGACAAAAAGAAGAAAUAUGAGCCACCAAUUCCAACUCGUGUCGGCAAGAAGAAGCGCAAGGCAAAGGGACCAGACGCUGCAAUGAAAUUACCGCAAGUAACACCGCAUACAAGAUGUCGAUUAAAGCUGCUAAAACUGGAGCGGAUAAAAGAUUACCUGCUGAUGGAAGAAGAAUUCAUUCGCAACCAAGAACGACUGAAGCCACAAGAUGAGAAAAAUGAAGAGGAACGUUCGAAAGUCGACGAUUUGCGUGGAACACCCAUGUCGGUCGGCAAUCUCGAAGAAAUCAUCGACGAUAAUCAUGCUAUUGUCUCGACAUCCGUGGGAAGUGAGCACUACGUUAGCAUUUUAUCGUUUGUCGACAAAGACCAACUGGAGCCUGGCUGUUCGGUAUUAUUGAACCACAAAGUGCAUGCGGUUGUUGGUGUUUUGGGUGAUGACACCGAUCCAAUGGUAACCGUUAUGAAGCUUGAAAAAGCACCACAAGAAACAUACGCUGAUAUUGGUGGUUUGGAUACACAGAUCCAAGAGAUCAAAGAAUCCGUCGAACUGCCAUUAACGCAUCCAGAAUACUACGAAGAAAUGGGUAUCAAACCGCCAAAAGGUGUUAUUUUGUACGGCAGUCCGGGCACUGGUAAAACUCUACUAGCCAAAGCCGUCGCCAAUCAAACAUCGGCCACAUUUUUGCGUGUCGUCGGCUCCGAACUGAUUCAAAAAUAUCUGGGUGAUGGACCAAAAUUGGUGCGUGAACUGUUCCGUGUGGCUGAAGAGCAUGCCCCGUCCAUUGUGUUCAUCGAUGAAAUCGAUGCGGUCGGCACAAAGCGUUACGAUUCAAACUCAGGUGGUGAACGUGAAAUUCAACGUACUAUGUUAGAGUUGCUUAAUCAAUUGGACGGUUUUGAUUCGCGUGGCGAUGUCAAGGUGAUUAUGGCAACAAAUCGUAUCGAAACAUUGGAUCCGGCUUUGAUUCGACCAGGUCGUAUCGAUCGUAAAAUUGAAUUCCCGCUACCCGAUGAGAAGACAAAGCGUCGCAUUUUCACAAUUCAUACAUCACGAAUGACACUGUCGGAUGAUGUAAACCUCAGCGAAUUGAUCAUGUCAAAGGAUGAUUUGUCUGGUGCCGAUAUCAAGGCCAUUUGCACCGAAGCUGGUUUGAUGGCGUUGCGAGAACGACGCAUGAAAGUCACCAACGAAGAUUUCAAAAAGUCCAAGGAAAGCGUUCUCUAUCGAAAGAAAGAAGGCACUCCAGAAGGUCUAUACCUAUAAAUUGAUUUCAUCCUAAUUCUCCUGUAAUCUUGAUUUUGUUUCUUUCUUUUUCAUGAAUAUUUAAUAAACAAUAAUACACACGAGUUCUUAUACUUAAUAUAAAAA
Sitodiplosis mosellana (orange wheat blossom midge) is the source of this 1546-nucleotide messenger RNA. RefSeq names its product 26S proteasome regulatory subunit 4 (gene Rpt2). The transcript has 2 exons. Gene Ontology annotation, molecular function: ATP binding; ATP hydrolysis activity; proteasome-activating activity. The record is from RefSeq and is a predicted model, not a curated record. Bases 122 to 1441 code for a protein of 439 amino acids. NCBI's taxonomy places the organism in Eukaryota, Metazoa, Arthropoda, Insecta, Diptera, Cecidomyiidae. Gene Ontology annotation, biological process: proteasome-mediated ubiquitin-dependent protein catabolic process. Gene Ontology annotation, cellular component: proteasome regulatory particle, base subcomplex.